Messenger RNA from Perca flavescens (yellow perch), 6503 nucleotides. It is a transcript of the gene adgrl1a, whose product is annotated as adhesion G protein-coupled receptor L1a. The transcript is spliced from 26 exons. Gene Ontology annotation, biological process: adenylate cyclase-activating G protein-coupled receptor signaling pathway; heterophilic cell-cell adhesion; cell surface receptor signaling pathway. Lineage: Eukaryota; Metazoa; Chordata; Actinopteri; Perciformes; Percidae. Gene Ontology annotation, molecular function: G protein-coupled receptor activity; carbohydrate binding; latrotoxin receptor activity. Gene Ontology annotation, cellular component: presynaptic membrane; axon; plasma membrane. The record is from RefSeq and is a predicted model, not a curated record. The coding region runs from base 446 to 5020 and encodes 1524 amino acids.
GUUUAGCAGGACAAUGGUGUCGUCGCUGUUAUUUAUUUUGAUGCCCAAACGGGCGCAUUUUCGCCAGAAUCUGCUCUGUCCGUGAGGAUUUCCCCACACUGCCUUUAACAUAUUUUUAGUCGGGUGGAUUUUUCCCCCUCUCCCAUUUUUCCGUCGGUUUGUCUUUAAGAUAGCGGGCUAUUAAUUUUUAAUUCUUAUGCAUCCGCACGAAGAAGGGACCAGAGAGGAGAAAACGAGUGAUAACUAAAGGGGAAGAGAAGGAGAAGGAGGCAAGUGAGGUUGGAAGCGAGAAUGAAAGAGACACACUGAGCAAUCAAGGAAAAGGAGAUUGGAGGAAUCAAGGGAAGGUCCUCUAUCCUUGCCUCGUCAUCAGCAGGGUACCAGAGUUAAGGAUCACCUACGCAUUAGCACCACCCUUUGCCCUGCCCCUUGGUCAGCCUCCAACAUGGCUCUAGCAGUCUGGAUCAUCUUCACCUGUGCUGUUGCUUUCAGCAACGUUGCUCCAUCCUCACCAGCUCUGAGCCGGUCAAUGAUGCCCUUCGGCUUGAUGCGUCGAGAGCUGGCAUGUGAAGGCUACCCGAUUGAGCUGCGCUGCCCUGGAAGUGAUGUCAUCAUGAUUGAGACAGCCAACUACGGCCGCACCGAUGACAAGAUCUGUGACGCAGACCCCUUCCAGAUGGAGAAUGUGCAGUGUUACCUGCCUGACGCCUUUAAAAUUAUGUCACAGAGGUGUAAUAACCGCACCCAGUGUGUGGUGGUAGCGGGGUCGGACGUGUUCCCAGACCCAUGCCCAGGAACCUACAAGUACCUGGAGAUCCAGUAUGAGUGUGUCCCCUACAUCUUUGUGUGUCCGGGGACGCUGCUGCGAGUUCAGCCGGCUAGCUUACUGCAGGAGGCUGAGCACCAGGCAGGGGCGUGGUGUAAGGACCCGCUGCAGUCUGGGGACCGUCUCUACGUCAUGCCCUGGACCCCCUAUCGCACUGACAUGCUGUAUGAGUAUGCCUCCUGGGAAGACUUCAAACAGAACCGAGCCACAACCACCUACAAGUUGCCCAACAGAGUUGAUGGCACAGGGUUUGUGGUGUACGAUGGUGCAGUGUUUUACAACAAAGAACGCACACGAAACAUUGUAAAGUAUGACUUGCGGACACGCAUCAAGAGCGGCGAGGCCAUCAUCACAAACGCCAACUACCAUGACACCUCGCCCUACCGCUGGGGAGGGAAAUCGGAUAUUGACUUGGCUGUGGAUGAGAACGGCCUCUGGGUAAUCUAUGCCACUGAGUCCAACAAUGGACGACUGGUGGUCAGCCAGGUGAACCCCUACACCCUGCGCUUUGAAGGCACCUGGGAGACCAGCUUUGACAAGAGGAUGGCAUCCAACGCCUUCAUGGCGUGUGGUGUGCUUUACGCCGUGCGGUCCGUCUACCAGGACGAUGACAGCGAAUCAGGCGGCGACCUUGUGAUGUAUGCCUAUAAUACGAACCGAGCCCGCGAGGAGCCUGUUAACAUCGCUUUCCCCAACCCCUAUCAGUAUAUUUCCUCUGUGGACUACAACCCUCGAGACAACCAGCUUUAUGUCUGGAACAACUAUAAUGUGCUGCGCUAUCCGCUGGAGUUUGGACCACCAGACCCCACUACGGGCCCAUUGACCACCACUCAAGUGACCACCACUCUUCCAGCCAGGCCCUUCACCUCCAGUGCCAGCCCCUCUACCGCCCGGCCUCUGGCCCCCACCUCACACCCAAUCGGCUCCAUCAACAAGCACCCUGAUCUUCGACCAAUCACAGCCACGGUGCCUGUCACCCGCCGGCCACCCCUCCCUCCUCAAGGCUCGGAGCCCCAUGUCUGUGAGGCCAAGCUGGUCCGUGGUGUCCAAUGGCCCUCCACUCAGAGAGGAGAAACAGUAGACCGCCCAUGUCCCAAAGGAUCUCUAGGCAUAGCUUCGUUCCAGUGCUUGGAGGAGCAGGUCAUGUGGAACCCACGGGGUCCUGACCUGAGUAACUGCACCUCCCCGUGGGUCAACCAGGUGGCCCAGAAGAUAAAGAGCGGCGAGAAUGCUGCCAACAUAGCUGGAGAGCUGGUGAACCACACACGGGGCCGGAUCCAGGCUGGAGAUGUCAGCUCGUCUGUGCGACUGAUUGAGCAACUGCUGGACAUACUGGAUGCCCAGCUUCAGGCCCUGAGGCCCGGAAACAAGGAGUCAGCUGCACGAAACUACAACAAGCUCCAGAAGCGAGAGCGGACCUGUCGGGCCUACAUUCAGGCGGUAGUGCAGACAGUGGACAACUUGUUACGUCCCGAGGCCCUGGAGUCGUGGCAGGACAUGAACAGCACAGAGCAGGCCCACACUGCCACCAUGCUACUGGACGUCCUGGAAAAGGGAGCUUUCCUUCUGGCCAACAACAUGUAUGGGAUUCACUUUUCUGACCGAGCGCCCAGCAUUGAUCUCGAGGUGCAUGUUCUAAACACAGAGAUGGACCUGCAGGACUUGUCCUUUCCACAGAACUAUGCCAGCGACAGCACCAUCCAGCUUUCAGCUUCCACUAUCAAACAGUACAGUCGUAACGGACAAGUCAAGGUGGUGUUCAUUCUUUAUAAAAACUUGGGAUCCUUCUUGUCCACUGAGAACGCCACGGUGAAGAUGGAAGUGGAUGGGCCAAGCCACGAUAAGAAGCGCCUGGCGGUCAACUCCCAUGUAAUUGCUGCGUCCAUCAACAAAGAGUCCAGCAGAGUGUUUCUCAUCGAGCCAGUGGUCUUCACACUCAAACAUCUACAGUUGGAUGAUUAUUACUCUCCAAAUUGCUCCUUCUGGAACUACUCGGAGCGCUCCAUGACAGGCCAGUGGUCGUCACAGGGCUGCAAGCUGCUGGACACCAACAACACACACACCACCUGCUCCUGCAGCCACCUCACCAACUUUGCCGUGCUCAUGGCUCACCACGAGCCCGAUUACCAGGGGAGAAUGCAUGAACUGAUCCUGUUUGUGAUCACCUGGGUGGGGAUUGUCAUCUCCCUAGUGUGUCUAGCCAUCUGCAUCUCCACUUUCUGCUUCCUGCGAGGCCUGCAGACUGACCGCAACACCAUCCACAAGAACCUCUGCAUCAACCUCUUCAUCGCCGAGUUGCUCUUCCUCAUCGGCAUCGACAAGACAGAAUACCAUAUUGCCUGUCCCAUCUUUGCUGGCCUUCUGCAUUUCUUCUUCUUGGCUGCCUUCUCCUGGAUGUGUCUGGAGGGUGUGCAACUCUAUCUCAUGCUGGUGGAGGUCUUUGAGAGCGAGUACUCCCGCAAAAAGUACUACUAUCUGUGCGGAUACUGCUUCCCCGCACUGGUGGUGGGCAUCUCUGCGGCUAUAGACUACAGGAGCUAUGGAACCAAGAAAGCAUGCUGGCUGCGAGUGGAUAACUACUUCAUCUGGAGCUUCAUUGGACCCGUUUCAUUUGUUAUUAUGCUCAACCUCAUUUUCCUCAUGAUCACUUUACACAAGAUGAUCCGCAAUUCUUCAGCACUCAAACCUGACUCCAGCCGUCUGGAUAACAUUAAGUCAUGGGCUCUGGGGGCCAUUGCUCUGCUGUUCCUGCUGGGCAUGACGUGGGCCUUUGGCCUCCUCUUUAUUAAUGAGAACACAGUAAUCAUGGCCUAUCUCUUCACCACCUUCAACGCCUUCCAGGGCAUGUUUAUCUUCAUCUUCCACUGUGCACUGCAGAAGAAGGUUCAUAAGGAGUACAGUAAGUGUCUGCGUCACUCCUACUGCUGCAGCCGCACCUCCACCACCAGCUCCCACGGCUCCCUGAAGAACUCAGGCCUGCGUGCCAACAACCGCUACUACAGCGGCAGCCAAGCUCGCCAUGCAGCGGCCCACCGACAGAGUCGGAUCCGCAGGAUGUGGAACGACACGGUUCGAAAGCAGACAGAAUCUUCUUUCAUGGCGGGAGAUAUCAAUAGCACCCCGACACUCAACCGCGCAACCAUGGGCAACCACCUUUUGACGAACCCAGUGUUACAGACUCGCACUGGUACCUCUCCUUACAACACUCUGCUGGCUGAGAGCUUCACCCCACCCUCACCUGGCGUCUUCAACUCUACCGGAACCUUCCGUGACCCAAAGAGCACGUUAUCAAAGGCCCGCGACCCCUGUGGGAUGGAAACCCUGCCCUUGAAUGGUAACUUCAACAACAGCUACUCCCUGCGCACUGGCCCAGGGGGUGUAGGCGGGGGCAGCUGUGACUUCCUUGGUGGUGGGGGUAAAGACAGCCCCCCGCCCCUCCUCAAUCCCCGCGGCUCAGAGGCACUGGUAGGCGGAGGCAUCCGACGAAACCUCUCUGAUGCUGCGGCCUUCGAGAAAAUGAUCAUCUCUGAGCUUGUGCACAACAACCUAAGAGGUGGUGUUGGAGGAGGAAGUGGAGGAGGUGACGUAGCAGACAGGGUGUGCGGCAGCCUGGCCAGGGGACGUCCUCACGGUGGGGUUGGUCGGGGGACUUCAGGUGCCGGGCCAGAGCCAUGUAUGAGCAUGGAUGAAGACGAAGACUUUCUGAGAGAGGGGCGGCAGCACACCCCGCAGGAUGUGGAGCUGCUUUAUAAAGCUCUGGAGGAGCCCCUGCUGUUGCAGCGAGCCCAGUCGGUCCUCUACCAAAGCGAUCCAGAGGAGUCAGAGAGCUACACGGCCGACCUCACUGAGAGCCUGGGCAACAGCGGCCACAGUGGCCAGAGUGCUGGUGGGCAGGCAGGCAACAGGGCGCCAGACUCCCCUGCCCGUGACUCCCUGUACACCAGCAUCACCAACCUGCGAGACUCACCCUACCCUGACAGCAGUCCUGAGCCCCUGGAGGUGGUCCCCCGUACGGCCCAGCCCCCUGAGGAGCUGUACUACAGCUCCGGGAGGCCUGCCCUGGGCUCUCGUGGGGCCCCCAUGCAGACCUUCUACCAGGCCCCACCCAGGAGACCGAGUGGGGAAGGACACCUGGCUCAGGAGCCUGUCCACAGUGAGGGUGAUGGACAGAUGCAGCUGGUCACCAGCCUGUGACUGGAGCCUGAAGGAGGAAGUUGGGGACUAAUAUGAUGGCCAAAGCCGCCUCCUUGCCCGCCUCGUUCUUGUGUCUCUCCACUUUCUGCUUGUUUGGUUGCCUUUCUUUCUCUUGACUUUUAUUUAACUACUGUAACAGAUGAGCAAACAGAGUGACCUUCAGGUGGAGUCGUGCGUGACUCUGCAGAAUCAGCCUUUCUCUCUAACCCUCCCCCGUCUUAUGGAGAUGAGUGAUAGGUGUUUUUUCCGCAGAGCAUUCAUCGGCUCCCUGCAAACCCCAGUCCUCCCCAUUUCCUUUGGUACCCUAAGGCCAAGUCCAGCACUCUGAAUGUACCAAUCCACCCCCUUUACCUUCAGAUAUUUCAAAACUUUAAAACUUUGUUAAAGUUUUUUUAUGUAAUUUCUCUUCAGACCUGCCUCCGGAGAUGGGAAUAUCAUUUUAUAUUUUAUCUCAUUUCCCUUUCGUACCAUAUAUAGGUAUUUUUUGAGUCAUCAUGUGAUUGGAGUAGUUAGCUGUGGAGACAGGGAAUAUAGUUCACUAUUAUAACCUAAAAAAAUGUCUCAGAGAAAGCUCUUCAUUGUUGCCAAAAAUAUCUUUUAUUGAGCCAGAACAGAAACUAGAACAUUCACACAUACACACACACACGUACACACACACACACACACACACACACACACACACACACACACACACACACACACACACACAUGCUCACUCAUCCAGAAGUGCUCAUUACUGAACAUCAAGAGUGAAAACAGUACUCCAUCUAAGUAAAAGGGAACAAGAGCUUUUGUUCCAAGCAGGCAGUGGGAGCUGAUUCAGAGUAGUUGCCUUCAUUUUCUCUUGCUGCGAAUCAACGACUAUGUACAGAAGUGGAGUAGAGGCAGAGACGGAGACUCACGAGGUGCUGCACCACCCCUCCAGAGCGGGAGAACCUGCAUCCAUAAGACUGGCCAAUCCUCUCCACUCUUCUCUCUGGUUGUUUGCUUUAGGAAUUUGAAAAGUUAAAUGACUGCCUUGCUAUUGUUUUUAAAGGAGUAUUCAAUUUGUUGACUUUGGGUCUGCAUCCUCUGCAGGAGCGGACUGGUGUCGCCCCCUACCCCUGUACUUUGCUGUUAGAGCCUAGCCAGUUGAAGUGGACUUGUUUCCCGUGUGUGGUUGUGACAAACAAGACUGUAAACGCCGCAAACGCACUGGUCAGCCAAUUGGUAUAAGCGUGUACAUAGGAACCACACAUGAAUCUACUUUAUUCCUACUAUGUAAAUAGAGACACCAGAUGAUCAAAAGCAACAAAAAGUAACAAAUACUAUGAAACAUGACUUCUUGUACUGCAACAAACCAACAAAAGAAAAAAAUAAAAUGUUUUGGAGUUUGUGAACUGAAUGAUAAACUCUAUCUCUCUCCCCCAUGGCUUGAUCCCUCGCUCUCACUCUUCUGUGCCAUCCAGUGAAAAAUCCUUAGUAAUCCAAUGGAGAGAGAAAG